Puntigrus tetrazona (Sumatra barb) is the source of this 2477-nucleotide messenger RNA. Its product is annotated as zinc finger protein 239. Gene Ontology annotation, biological process: regulation of transcription by RNA polymerase II. The record is from RefSeq and is a predicted model, not a curated record. Gene Ontology annotation, molecular function: DNA-binding transcription factor activity, RNA polymerase II-specific; RNA polymerase II cis-regulatory region sequence-specific DNA binding. Bases 410 to 1426 code for a protein of 338 amino acids. The transcript has 2 exons. NCBI's taxonomy places the organism in Eukaryota, Metazoa, Chordata, Actinopteri, Cypriniformes, Cyprinidae.
UAUUCCAUUUUAAUUUAUUUACUUCAAUAAACCAUUUCCCCCCUGAAAACCGUGUUUUGCCCAUUUUAAGGCGUUUACGACCGCAUAAGCAAAUAUAACUGUAAGUAACGUUCUUGCCUUUACACAACUUUUAUUUUGAUAGCAUGGCAGGCAGCUUAGGCUACUCUAUGGCUUCCACGAACGCCAGAAACUGAUUUCCCUUUGUUUACAGCAUCAGCGGCACCGUCGCUGUCAGUUCGAGUGGUUUUCGCAUAAACGUGCACGCGCUUCUCGCGUGACCACAAGUCUCCGUUCGGUAUCAAACGCGCUCAUCCGUGGGGGGUUUAUACCCGGAGCGAGUCGAUCGCGGGGGACGAUGUUAACGGUUCUGGCGGUUUGAGGGUGCGCGUUCAUCUCCGAGUCGCCCGACAUGUCUCACUCCUCCAAGCCCCGAUCCCACCCCUGCGGCCUUUGCGACAAGUCGUUUCCCCAGAUCUCCAUGCUCGCCAAGCACCAGCAGGUCCACGCCGAAGACAAGCCCUACAAAUGUCCCUACUGCGACAAGUCUUUCACUCUGUCUUCUCGUCUGGUCCUGCACAAACGCACCCACGCUGGGGAGAAGCCUCACACCUGCCGGCUGUGCUCCAAGACCUUCAUCUCUUCGUCCCACCUGUCCCUGCACCUGCGCUCGCACACCGGCGAGAGGAAGUACAAAUGCAGCGUGUGUUCCAAAAUGUUCAUGCAGUCGUCGCAGCUGAUGCGCCACAAGACCAUCCACACCGGAGAGAAACCCUUCAAAUGCCCGGAUUGCAAUAAAUGCUUCGGGCGCGCCUCGCACCUGAAAACCCACCGAAGGCUCCACACCGGCGAAAAACCCUUUAAGUGCACGCAGUGCGACAGGGCGUUCACGCAAAAGGCCGGACUCAUUAUACACUUGCGCUUGCACACCGGUGAGCGCCCUUUUAAGUGUGACAAAUGCGGCAAGGCCUUCCGUACCUCAGCCCAUCUGCUCAACCAUCAGGCUCUGGAGCUGGGAGAGGGCAGGUACGUCUGCGCCGCGUGCAACAAGGGCUUCCGGUCGGUGUCCAUGCUGAAACAACACGAGAAGAGCCACCAGGGCGGCGGGAUGCUGUGCUGCAGCGUGUGCUCGGGGCCCUUCGCCCCUUCCUCCUACCUGCAGCUCCAGGUGCACUUGCGAAACGGAGAGCAGCUCUUCCACUGCAAGGUGUGCAACAAGAUCUUCGCGAAGAUGUCCACUUUCGAGAAACACUGCAAAAGGCACCAGGCGGAGGCGGACGGAGGCGAGGACGAGGAAGCGAAGGAGGAGGAUACCCGCGACCCCCCGUUCGAGCUGCAUGCCGCCGCGUCUCCAUCGGCGUCCACGUCCGAAGUCAACACGCGCUCCAAAACGAGAGCCAAAAUUAGGAGCACGAUGGAAAGCUCGUGAGAAUUCGUGUUCGCUUUGUGUCUUUUUGUGUGUGAUAUAAACGAUGCUUUCAUAUGCUCUUAGCUGACCACGAGCGCUUGCUUUUGCACAUGUUUUCACAAUUUCUUUUAUUAUUCUUUUGUCAAAAAAAAAAAUGGUACGGUAUCUUAUCAGCUUUGAAGAUGCUGGCAGUGCAUAGUUAGUUUAAAUUCCACUUUGUGUGGGGAGGAACCGAUUCUUUACUUCGUUUUGCACAAUCCCAUGAAAAAUACUAAAACGUAGUACUGUACAUACUGUAUGUAAAAAUCUAAGAGAAUCAGGAGGAACAAAGUGUCCGUUCUGCUAAGAAUGUAAUAGCUAUUCAGCAGAAAUCAGCACAGAACAUGUUGAAACACGUUCAGAUGGGGCCAGACCAUUUCGUAAUGCACAAUUGCUGAACUUUAUGUUUAUGUAAUACGGUGUAAUACUGGUGUGCAAUCGGCUGCUUGCAACCGACGAAUACAGAGGAUGUAUAAACGCUAGAAGCUUUGUCAGUUUAUGCAGGAUUAUCAUAAUCCACAGUGUAUUAUGCAGCGAGCAAUGAUCGAUUAUUCUGCUAAUGCAACAUUUAUUUAAAAUAAAAACGUGAAAUAUUGUAAAAAUAAAUUUCUGCAGUCGUUUCCGUUUUAUCGCAAAAUUUAUAUUGUGUAUGCCGCGGCUGACGUCCGCCUGGGGGUCAGCGUAUCUAAACAAUGAAUAUUCAGCUAUGUGCAUUUUAUGUGCACACGUAGAAGUUUAUUGUCGUUUUUUUAACUGAUUGAAUGCAUCCUUGUUGAUUGUUAGUUUCUUUCAAAAAACCCUAACUGACCUCAAACAUAUGAACUGUGACAUGUUUCAUUUUCAAAGGCACACAUAUGCUGUCCAACCUUAGGGCGGGAGCGUAUAACGCAUGACAUUUAUUUAGUUAUUUUGUAUAAGUUUUGGAAAACAAAACAAAAUGGGGAUGAUUUUGCCCUCUUACUUCCAGUGAGUCAAAAUAACUUGCUAUGUUCAUCCAGCUUUAUAUGAAAUACAAUAAAAUGUUAACAAAUGA